UUUUAACAUUAAUUGCAGUCACGUAAUUUAUACGAGAUAAAUAUAACCUACAGUAUUUUGUAAGAUUCAUAAGAAAUGUAUAUAAUGCAACAAAGAAUUUAUAUCAAUAUUUUCAUACCUCACAGGUUAAAACAAAAUUAUUGAACCAUGUCACAGUUUGAGCUGGAUCCUCAAUUUACCCAAGGUUUACAUCUUUUACAUUCCACUAAUAAAGAUUCAGCAGAACAACUACGAGUACUCUUGGAUGAGGCAAUUAAACAGAAAUAUGGACCAUCAAAAAUGUUGUCCAAUGUGUUGCACAAAAAGUACAUGAUGGAAGAACCAGUGCUAAGUGAUCAUAGCAGCAGCAGCAGUAGUAAAAAAAGCAGAAGCUCUGGAUCUUCUUCCAAACAUUCGAGCAAAUCCAGUAAAAAUAGUUCCCCAGUGAAUCUGCCAACACGUGACACUCCACCUAUUAUACAGACUGAUGACACAUUAGCGUUAGAAAUAUUAGAGGAUGACUUGACCUGUGUCAUUUGCAAAGGAAUGGAUGUUGGAGCACGGAACAGACUUGUAGAAUGUUUGGAAUGUCAUUCUUUGUAUCACCAAGAAUGUCACAUUCCACACAUUUUAGACUCACAAAUAGAUGUUCCAGAGCUGACAUGGUAUUGCUCAAAUUGUUCCAAAUCUCAGAUCUCAAAAGAAAGGAGUUCACCAAAAACAGUAACAGAAAGCAAGUCCAAAGAACAGAAGAAAUCUAAUUCGAGUGCAGGAAAUAAAGUAACACCUAAUAUUCAUAUUAUAAGUGCAGACAGGAGAUUAAAGGACAUGAUGAAAAAAGCAAAGCAAGAUAAACGAAGUACAAAUACCACUCAAAGUUCAAAGAAUUCCUCAUCCAGUUUGCCAGCACUGUCUUCAACAAAAUCUCAGGAGAAGUCCUUAUUAUACAAAAUUAAGUCAGGUGUAGAAUGAAAUUCUGCUCUAUACGAUAAUCGUGACAAUAUUUUAUAACACAGAAGAAAUUUAAACGAAUUUUAUAAUAUCAACUUUAUGAGACGAUUAUAAGUGCUUAGCUAAUUGGACUAUAAUAGCAAUUUCGAUGACUAUUGGUAACAUAGUUAACAAAACACUAAUAUUGUUUUAUGCCAAUGAGCAUAUGAGUAAUCAUUAAAUAAUGAAUAUUAACUUUAUAUCCAGCUACACACAACGUUUCCAAAAAAAGUCUAAGA
Messenger RNA from Dufourea novaeangliae, 1208 nucleotides. Its product is annotated as integrator complex subunit 12-like. The transcript has 4 exons. Gene Ontology annotation, biological process: snRNA 3'-end processing. Gene Ontology annotation, cellular component: integrator complex. The record is from RefSeq and is a predicted model, not a curated record. Lineage: Eukaryota; Metazoa; Arthropoda; Insecta; Hymenoptera; Halictidae. The coding region runs from base 148 to 951 and encodes 267 amino acids.